Temnothorax curvispinosus is the source of this 3433-nucleotide messenger RNA. RefSeq names its product serine/threonine-protein phosphatase alpha-2 isoform. Gene Ontology annotation, molecular function: protein serine/threonine phosphatase activity. Gene Ontology annotation, cellular component: cytoplasm; nucleus. NCBI's taxonomy places the organism in Eukaryota, Metazoa, Arthropoda, Insecta, Hymenoptera, Formicidae. The coding region runs from base 188 to 1174 and encodes 328 amino acids. The transcript has 5 exons. The record is from RefSeq and is a predicted model, not a curated record.
GAGAGUGGAGUGCGCGGUUAUCCGGAGUAUCCGGACGGCCAUUGCGAUUGCGAGUAACUUGUGCGAAGCCGCGAGCGCGAUCCCGUGUCGUGCGGCACGUAAGCGAGUAAUUUCGGUAGACCGACCAUCAUCCCUGGUAGUAAAGUGCCCCGUGUGAAGCUCGGGACGCGCACGAGACCCCGGCUCGAUGGCUGAGACCGACAAAUUGAAUAUCGACAACAUCAUAGCUCGGCUCUUGGAAGUACGAGGAGCGCGACCAGGCAAGAAUGUUCAGUUGACAGAGGUAGAGAUUAGAGGACUGUGUCUUAAGUCACGUGAAAUUUUUCUAUCGCAACCCAUCCUUUUAGAACUUGAAGCACCGUUGAAAAUAUGUGGUGAUAUUCACGGACAAUACUAUGACUUGUUGCGAUUAUUCGAGUACGGUGGCUUUCCUCCCGAAAGUAACUAUCUUUUCUUAGGAGAUUACGUCGAUAGAGGGAAACAGUCAUUGGAGACUAUCUGUCUCCUUCUUGCCUAUAAGAUCAAAUACCCAGAAAAUUUUUUCUUGUUAAGAGGAAAUCACGAAUGCGCGUCCAUUAACAGGAUAUAUGGAUUUUACGAUGAAUGUAAACGUCGUUACAACAUUAAGCUAUGGAAAACGUUUACCGAUUGCUUCAAUUGUCUACCCGUUGCCGCGAUAGUGGACGAAAAGAUAUUUUGCUGCCAUGGAGGCUUGAGUCCGGAUCUGCAAAGCAUGGAGCAGAUCAGACGUAUCAUGCGACCAACGGAUGUACCUGAUCAGGGAUUGCUCUGUGAUUUAUUGUGGUCUGAUCCCGAUAAAGAUACUAUGGGUUGGGGAGAAAACGACCGUGGGGUAUCGUUCACUUUCGGCGCAGAAGUCGUUGCCAAGUUUUUACACAAACAUGAUUUCGAUCUUAUAUGCCGUGCGCAUCAGGUGGUGGAAGAUGGUUACGAAUUCUUUGCCAAACGGCAGUUAGUGACCCUGUUCUCGGCUCCGAACUACUGCGGCGAGUUUGACAAUGCAGGUGCCAUGAUGUCGGUGGACGAGACUCUCAUGUGCAGUUUCCAAAUUUUGAAACCGGCCGACAAGAGGAAAUUCACUUACGGUGGUCUGAAUGCUGGACGGCCUGUGACGCCACCGCGGGGCGCGAACAACAAAAAUAAGAAGAAGUGAAAUCCUUAGGUUUAUCUUUUCGAAUGCGACGCUUAGAAUCUUACAACUGCUAUCGCCCGCCGACCCACCAUCUAUCAAGACACUAAGACCUUGUGUGUGAGAGAGAGAGAGAGAGAGAGAGAUAUGAGUUAUAAUAAUUAUUAUUAUAAUUAUAUUAUUAUUUUUGAUUGACUACGAAGCCUGUGGAGGUAACUACAAAAAGUCGGGAAUACAUCUAUCAGAAAAUCCGGAGAGGCGUUGCUUUUCACAGAGUUUAUCAAAAGUAGUAAGUGAUAGUGCGUAGCUAAACGUGUUACCGUAUAAAACAAAAUAGUAGUGAUAAAACCAAUCGGUCAAUCAUAAGAUUAGAGAGAAUUUUACGUGGUCUUACGACAUUCUUAACACGUGCGAAAAGUAAAAAGUAGAGAGAAAGAUAGGCACUUUCACUGUACGUCGUCUUUCCCAUUCAUCGAUCGUAACAUCUGCAUCUUGUAACUUGUUCGUCAUUUGCAUUUACACUCACUAGUCUCGCAAAUAUCUGAUUACUCGAGAAAAGACGCGACCUCUUUUGAUCACUUUACACCGUAAGAAAAAUUGACAUGAUAAUAGUGUUUUACACACACACACACAUUCACACGCACGUACAUAGCGUUCUCGCUUCGUUUCAUUAUGUAAGUAUGCUGUCAGCAAAGAUAUCGAUACACAAAUAAUGAACUAGCGAUCAUCUAAACUUAAUUCCCUAAAAUAUAAUAGGUAUUUAUAGCUUGAUACUUCUGUAAGUUGCACAAAUUUAUAAACGACAUCUAUUACGUCAUACCUACUUUUAUAAAUAUACAUUUAUAUAUGUGUGUGAAAUACAGAGAGAAACAGUAGAGAGAGAGAGAGAGAGAGAGAAAGAGAAACAAGAUUUUGUUUUAAGAGCAAGUGUCCGUUAGAGUGUUUUAAGAGAAGCGUUAACGAAAUACUAAUAUGCACAUUAUAUAUUGUCCUGCGAAGAACAGGAAUAUUUGUAUCGCGGUUAUUAUGGUGGCAAGGCUUCUCUGGAUUACGUCCAACGAUGCUACAAUGUCCGUAUAUGAACGUGGGAAGAUAUUAAUCAUGUGAUGUAAAUUAGCACACGCGAACGCGCAUCGUAUAACGAUUGAUGUCACACUAAUGUCAUUGAUGAUAGGCGAUUCUAAUUUUCGAAAUAAUACGAAAAGGAAGAAGCCUUUUGCGGUCGGGGGACAUUUCAUUUCCCGAUCGAGACAGUCCUGUUAACAGGACGACGCCGUACUACUGUUAGUAUCAUCUUCCUCCCCCUCCCCUUCCCUCGCCCCCAUGCUCCCCCCUACUAUGUUCUCAUUUUAUUCGGUUCCCCGUUCAUCCCAAUCUUUGGCAACCCUAUUAGUCAAUCCACAGAUUAAUCCUCGAUAAUACAGAAGAAAAAUUCGAUAGCUACGAGAAACUACGACGCGAGGAUCUUAGUACGGGAUCUUGAGACCGAUCAUGUUCAACUUCCUUUCUUCAUACUUGUACAUUAAUUUCUUUUUUAUAAAUAAAAUUCACAUAAAAACAUCCAUCAUAUUUCUUACACAAGUCGAUGUAUCGCAUCCAUCAUCCCGACGCAACCGACUAUUUCUAAUAUGCGAAUCACGAGUUUUACUCGUUCCAAAAUCUAUCCUUUCCUCCUUUGAGGAGCAAGUAACUUUGCACGUGACGUGUCACUCUCGAUCUUGCCCAUCACGAAUACCUCAUAUGUAUCUAUCGAACGCAUAACACAGGUACUACCUUAUAUAAGUAUAUGAUACUACGCAUACGCUCUCGUGACACAUUCAUUUAUUCUUUACACCUGUACGCGUAUACGUUCGUCAAAGGUAUACGUCUGUAUCUAUAUGUAUAAAAUUUGGAGUGUAGCUCUUCAAGUUUUGUUAUUAAUCUUGUUAUGUUUAUAGAUAGGUCGUUAGACUCGAUGGUUCCGGCAGAUGUAAUAUUUUUACCUAUGUCACAUUCGGGGAGACACGUAUGUUUGUACAAGGGCUAAACAAUAACACCAAUCGUUAUCUCUUCGUCUUAUUAAGCUCCUUAGCGACGCACUUUCGUCAUCGUUUGUACGUCCAGAGAGUUCAACUUCAAUUUACGGUACGCGGUGAACGUUGUUAGAACCGUUGAUCAGCAACAGUAAGAUGUCUAUAGAGUCUAGGUACGUAGUACUUUUCAAAAUGGAACGUAUUAUACGCAUAUGCCGAAGCGAGAAAGCGGGAGAGGGAAGAAAGUUAAAAAAAAAGAAAGAAAAGAAAA